GUAUUUUUAGUAGAGACGGGGUUUCUCCAUGUUGGUCAGGCUGGUCUCGAACUCCUGACCUUGUGAUCCUCCCUCCUCGGCCUCCCAAAGUGCUGGGAUUACAGGCGUGAGCCACCGUGCCUGGCCAGGAGGUCACUUUAAGGAGGGCUCUCCAACUGCAAGGACGCUGUAAGCAGGAAGUGAAACCACGGCGCUUCAAAAAAAGAGGGAGACUGGGACAAGCGUAUCUAAGAGGCUGAGCAUGAAUCCACAGAUGAGAAAUCCGAUGGAGCGGAUGUAUCGACGCACAUUCUACUACAACUUUGAAAACAAACCCAUCCUCUGUGGUCGGAGCUACACCUGGCUGUGCUACAAAGUGAAAAUAAGGAAGGACCCCUCAAAGCUCCCUUGGGACAAAGGGGUCUUUCAAGGCCAGGUACUACCCAAACUUCAAUCGAAUCACAGGCAGGAGGUGUAUUUCCAGCUUGAGAACCACGCAGAAAUGUGCUUCCUCUCUUGGUUCUGUGGCAACCAACUGCCUGCUAACAGGUGCUUCCAGAUCACCUGGUUUGUAUCAUGGAACCCCUGCCUGCCCUGUGUGGCGAAGGUGACCAAAUUCUUGGCUGAGCACCCCAAUGUCACCCUGACCAUCUCUGCCGCCCGCCUCUACUACUACCGGGCUAGAGAUUGGCGGAGGGCGCUCCGCAGGCUGCAUAAGGCAGGGGCCCGUGUGAAGAUCAUGGACUAUGAAGACUUUGCAUACUGCUGGGAAAACUUUGUGUGCAAUGAAGGUCACCCAUUCAUGCCUUGGUACAAAUUCGAUGACAAUUAUGCAUUCCUGCACCACCAGCUAAAUGAGAUUCUCAGAAACCUGAUGGAGGUAACGUAUCCACACAUAUUCUACUUCCACUUUAAAAACCUACGGAAAGCCUAUGGUCGGAACGAAACCUGGCUGUGCUUCACCAUGAAAGUUAUAAAGUGGCCCUCACGUGUCUCCUGGAAGAGUGGCGUCUUCCUAAACCAGGUGGAUCCUGAGACCCAUUGUCAUGCAGAAAGGUGCUUCCUCUCUUGGUUCUGUGACGACAUACUGACUCCCAACAAAAACUACGAGGUCACCUGGUACACAUCUUGGAGCCCUUGCCCAGAGUGUGCAGGGGAGGUGGCGGAGUUCCUGGCCAGGCAAAACGUGAAUCUCACCAUCUUCACCGCCCGCCUCUACUACUCCUGGAAUACAGAUUACCAGGAGGGGCUCCGCAGCCUGAGUGAGGAAGGGGCCUCCGUGGACAUCAUGGAGUACAAACACUUUAAAUAUUGUUGGGAAAACUUUGUGUACAAUGAUGAUGAGCCAUUCAAGCGUUGGAAGGGACUAAAAACCAACUUUCGAUUUCUGGAAAGAAAGCUAUGGGAGAUUCUCAAGUGAGGGGUCUCCCCGGGCCUCAUGGUCUGUCUCCUCUAGCCUCCUGCUCAUGCUCUGCGGGCCUCCCCUCCACCCUGGAUCAGCUGUGCUUUUACCUGGUCAUCCUGAGCACCCCCGGCCUCAGGGCCAUUCCAUAGUGCUCCCCUGCCUCACCACCUCCUCCCGGCUCUCCCAGGCUCUUCUUGCAGAGGCCCUCCAUCCACCUCCCCAGUCCUGUUCCCCCAGCCUGGGUGCCCCUAACCUGACUCUUCCCAUCUCCCCAGCGUAACCAAAUCUUUUUUUUUUUUUUUUUUUGAGACGAAGUUUCGCUCUGUUGCCCAGACUGGAGGGCAAUGGUUGG
Symphalangus syndactylus (siamang) is the source of this 1736-nucleotide messenger RNA. Its product is annotated as DNA dC->dU-editing enzyme APOBEC-3D-like. Gene Ontology annotation, biological process: cytidine to uridine editing; negative regulation of single stranded viral RNA replication via double stranded DNA intermediate; defense response to virus. Gene Ontology annotation, molecular function: RNA binding; zinc ion binding; cytidine deaminase activity. The record is from RefSeq and is a predicted model, not a curated record. Gene Ontology annotation, cellular component: nucleus; cytoplasm; P-body. Lineage: Eukaryota; Metazoa; Chordata; Mammalia; Primates; Hylobatidae.